Fusarium odoratissimum NRRL 54006 is the source of this 1119-nucleotide messenger RNA. RefSeq lists its product as uncharacterized. The record is from RefSeq and is a predicted model, not a curated record. Lineage: Eukaryota; Fungi; Ascomycota; Sordariomycetes; Hypocreales; Nectriaceae. The coding region runs from base 1 to 1119 and encodes 372 amino acids. The transcript has 4 exons.
AUGUCUUCUUAUCCAGUUACUAACGGUGUGAUCACGUUUCUGCCGCCGCCGGAAGGAUAUGUCGUCGACUUUAACAAUCCUCAGCAGCAGGAUGCACUCAAACAUUUCCUUAUCUUCGGCAUCCUGGGCUCUCUAGCCAUCCUAAGUCUGUUGCAGAGACUAUAUGUAAAGUAUUACAUAACGCGAGGAUUGAAGAUUGACGAUGGGUCAAUAUCUAUCGGAGGCCUAUGUCAUCAUGCAUGGGAAAUGCCCAUCGACGUCUUCGAGAAGCACAUGCUGAGUUCUUACAUCGCCGCUCCAGCCUUCAUUAUCUGCAACGGCCUCACGAAAAGUUCGCUCCUGACUUUCUACCUUCAAGUAUCGCCGCAGAAAUGGUUCAGAAGAACGAUCUUUGUGACAAUCGCUUUCGUUGUUCUAUACACUAUUAUCAUCGCCAGUCUGCUGCUUUUCGGAUGCCAGCCAAGAGAGACAGCAUGGGAUCCCUACUUAUUCGCUACCGGAAAGUGUAUUGACUAUGCCGUCAUGUAUAUCAUCAUCGCUGUCGCCAAUAUCAUCUCAGACAUCGUUCUCUUCGCCAUUCCUAUGCCGAUGAUUGUCCGGUUGAAGAUUCCGCUAGGACAGAAGAUUGGCUUGGGCAUCAUGCUAAGCAUUGCUACCAUAACUGUCACAACGUCUAUCAUUCGCAUGAUCUAUCUACCCUCCCUCUUGGGAGCCUUAGACAUUCCAUGGAUCGCGGCGCCAGCAAACGUCUGGUCAUUCGUGGAAGUCAACCUUUUCAUCAUAUGCGGCUGCAUGCCGACAUUUCGCAAGUUCUUCAAACGCUUCGCACCGAAAUGGAUGGGCUCUUCAAGCGACGCAGCCUGCUCCGAGCCUCCUUCGAGCGAUUCGCUGCAGAAAUUACAGAGGAAGAAGCAUACAGGGUAUACCCAGUUCGAUACAUGUGGUUCUUUGGAACUUGCGACCUACCCUGAUACCGUGAGCCGAACGACGCAAGUUACGACCGGAAGUAUUUGCAGUGGAGUGAUGGGAAGCGCAUCGGAUAAUGCGAGCGAAGAGGCGAUAUUGCAGCAAAGCAAGAUUGUGUGCACAAAAACAUACAAUGUCUCACAUAGCGAAUAG